Zingiber officinale is the source of this 2655-nucleotide messenger RNA. Its product is annotated as polygalacturonase QRT3-like. Lineage: Eukaryota; Viridiplantae; Streptophyta; Magnoliopsida; Zingiberales; Zingiberaceae. Gene Ontology annotation, molecular function: polygalacturonase activity. The record is from RefSeq and is a predicted model, not a curated record. The transcript is spliced from 3 exons. Bases 127 to 1620 code for a protein of 497 amino acids.
UUUUAUGGCUUAUUCAAAUGGUUUCUUCAUCGGAGAUUUAGUGUAUAUUUAAUUCAACUAUUUUGUCUGCUCCUGUAUAAAUAUGACCAAUAGGUCUGGAAGCAGAGGAGGCAUGGUGUUUCUGUGAUGAUCAGAUCAGGCUUCGCAGCGAGUUUAGCCUUAUGGUCCGUGGUCCAUGUCGUCGUCUUCACGGAGGGGCUUCCGAUGGCGGCUGCUGCCGGGCGGAUUGACUCCGGUGAUGAUGAUGCUUCCAUCAAACAUUAUUACUACACCCAGCACCAAAGGACAGUGGAUGCCAUUGCUCGCCGCCACGCAGCAGAGUUCAGUCCUUCGCCGUCGCCUUCGUCUUCUCUACUUCCAUCGAAAUCUACAUCCCGUAUCUUCCAUGUGACUGAGUACGGCGCGGAUCCGACCGGAAAAGCGGAUUCUACAGCCGCCAUCGGGAAAGCCAUCGCCGAAGCUUGCGCCGCCGCAACAGGUCAAUGGCUUAUCGCCGGAGUGAAUAAUCUCGGUGGUGCUGAGGUGCAGUUGGACGGCGGCUUGUACUUGAUCGACGAGCCCAUUACUUUACCCGUCGGUAGUGGAAAUAUCAAGAUCCAUGGCGGCAGCCUCCGGGCGUCUGACGAAUUCCCGACGGACCAUUACCUGAUCGAACUAUCGGCAUCUCAAAACGGCAACAGCCAAACCACCUCCUCCGGUUACAACUACGAGUACGUCACGCUGCGCGGCCUCAUGCUCGACGCCAACUACAGAGGCGGCGGCAUCACCAUCGUCGACGCCCUCCGCACCGUCAUCGACGACUGCUACAUCGUCCACUUUGCCUCCGAGGGGGUUUCCGUCCACUCCGGCCAUGAGACCCUCAUCCGUGCCUCCUUCAUCGGCCAGCACAUCACCGCCGGCGCUGACCCAGGCGAGAGGAACUUCUCCGGCACGGGGAUUAACCUCGCCGGAAACGACAACAUCGUCACGGACGUGGUCAUAUUCUCCGCCUCCGUCGGUGUCCUCGUGUCCGGCCAGGCCAACAUCCUCACCGGCGUCCACUGUUACAACAAGGCCAACGGGUUCGGUGGGACCGGGAUUUAUUUGAAAUUGCCCGGUCUAACCCAGACCCGGAUCACCAAUUGCUACUUGGAUUACACGAGCAUCGUGGCCGAGGAUCCGGUCCAAUUGCUCAUCUCCGGUUCGUUCUUCCUGGGCAACGCCAACGUGGUGCUGAAGUCGGUGAACGGCGUGGCGAAGGGCGUGGACAUCGUCGACAACAUGUUCGCUGGUGGCGGUAGCGGAGUCGACAUCGUGACACUGGACGGGAACUUCACCAGCGUCGACCAGGUGAAUGUGGACCGUAACACGGCCGAGGGGAUGACGGUUCGGGCGACGGCGGCGCAGGCGGCGGUGGCCGGGAACGGGACGAAGUGGACGGUCGACUUCUCGACCGUGCUGCUGUUCCCCGAUCGGAUCGGGCACGUGCAGUACUCGCUGCAGUCGGACACGGCGUUCUUUAGGCACGCCCUGAGGAACGUGUCGGGGAACACCGUGGUGAUCGAGAGCGACGUGGCGAUGCAGGCUACGGUCCACGUGGACGUGAAUCAGGCUCCGGCCAAUGGCGUGAUCCGAGUCUGAAUCCGGGUGGGCAGACGUUGGAUUCGCCCUAUGAAACAUUCUUUAGAUUUUAGUUUCUUUACAGGCAUAAAUUAAUCAAUUCACACCAAAAUUGCACAUCACCUGCUUAAGACAAAGACAAACUCUGUUUUUUUCCUUGAAAAUUGUAAUUUAUCUGCAAUUUCAGUAGAAGUAUAUUUACCACAGUCAUAAAGAAGGCAUCAUGUCCUGCAUAAAAGGCAGAAAAAGGUAGGAAUUCUGAUGGAAGCAGUAGCUGAAAUUGAUUGGGAGCAGCUACCAAACUCCACCGACUCUGCCAUGAAUGAGAUCGGCAAUGAUGUUCUUUCUUUGAAUUAGUAGUUCCUGCCAUCAUGUCCUGCAUUUGGUCUUUACAAGGCAAGCAAAACACCUACAAUUGAAUUGUUGCAUACUCUACAUUUUUCUCAACCCAAAGCUUUUUGACGCAGGACUAUGAGUUUUGAAUGUAAUGGUCAAAAACUUAAUGGAGAAAAGGAAAAAAAAAUAUUGCCAGAAUUCAAGGAGUUGGUAAUCUAUCUCAGGUUUGAAACUUUCAAUCAGGAAAAGAUGUGCUCGCAGUUGGAGGAGUUGAACUUGCUCACAUCCUUCAUAUGAGAAAUUUAAAAAGAAAUUGUGAUAUAUGUUUUUUAAUUAAAAAAUAUAUAUCUGAUAGUUACCUGUGUUAAUUUUUUUUGUUUUUGGAUCAAACACAUGCCUGCUCUUUUCGUGUUUUACCUAUUAUGCUGAAUUAAAUAAUUUUAGAAAAUCGGAGAAGACCCUAAUCGACUUUAAAUCUAGAUGUAACUUGCUAGGUUCCAAGGUCAAGGUAUGAUUUUGGAUAAAACUAAAAAUUGAACAGUUCAAAAGCAUCUGGAAUUAAAUGUUUCUGCUGAUCGCAUGGACAACAAAUCUGUAGUAUUUGGCCAGUUUAAAGUUGGUUAAUCAAUCUACUUGAAAAUUAAUCUUGUACACAAAAACCUAAGAUAAGAAGGAUGUCAUUUAAUGAAAAUUCAAACUGCAGCUUGUCUGUAAUGGUUU